This is a messenger RNA of Euleptes europaea (tarantolino), 2446 nucleotides long. It is a transcript of the gene NFATC1, whose product is annotated as nuclear factor of activated T cells 1. NCBI's taxonomy places the organism in Eukaryota, Metazoa, Chordata, Lepidosauria, Squamata, Sphaerodactylidae. Gene Ontology annotation, molecular function: RNA polymerase II cis-regulatory region sequence-specific DNA binding; DNA-binding transcription factor activity, RNA polymerase II-specific; transcription factor binding. The coding region runs from base 35 to 2347 and encodes 770 amino acids. The transcript is spliced from 9 exons. Gene Ontology annotation, cellular component: transcription regulator complex. Gene Ontology annotation, biological process: regulation of transcription by RNA polymerase II; cytokine production; calcineurin-NFAT signaling cascade. The record is from RefSeq and is a predicted model, not a curated record.
UUAUAACUAUGCAUCUUCAAACAUAAGUUCAAGUAUGCCUCUCAGUGUGGCACAUCCUUCAUUGUCAACUCCAUGUCAUGGCCUUCAGACAUCUAAUCCUGUCAUUUCGAUUGUCCCGUCAACUAAUCAUCCUUCGGGCUACGGAGGGCACGCUGACAGUGGCACCGUUGGAUAUUAUCUGUCUCCAAAUGUCAGGCCCAACGGAGUGCCAGCGCUGGAAAGCCCUCGCAUUGAAAUAACCUCUUACUUGGGACUGCAUCACAACAACAACCAGUUCUUCCAUGAGGCUGAGGUCGAGGAGGCCAUCCCCAAUGCGAAGAGGUCACCUUCUACCGCCACGCUGAACUUACCAAACAUCGAGGCUUAUCGAGACCCGUCGUGCCUGAGCCCGGCGAGCAGCUUGUCUUCCAGAAGUUGCAAUUCGGAAGCAUCUUCCUAUGAAUCCAAUUACUCUUAUCCCUACACUUCUCCCCAGACCUCUCCUUGGCAGUCGCCAUGCGUCUCGCCUAAGACCACCGACACCGAGGAGGCGUAUCAGCGCAGCAUGGUGGCCUGCACGUUACUCAGUUCGCCCAGACAUUCUCCUUCUGGGUCUCCCAGGACGAGCGUCACGGAGGAAAACUGGGUGAGCAGCCGCAAUUCGAGGCCGUCCUCUCCUUGUAACAAGAGAAAAUACAGCUUGAACGGCAGGCAGACUUCCUACUCGCCGCACCACUCUCCGACGCCCUCUCCGCAGAGUUCUCCAAGGGUCAGCGUGACCGAUGAGACGUGGCUGGGGAACACCAACCAGUACACCAGUUCGGCCAUUGUGGCAGCCAUCAACGCCCUCACCACCGACGGCACGAUAGACAUGAAUGACGGGAUUCCUAUCAAAUCCAGGAAGACGGCGAUAGACCACACCCCUUCCAUGACACUCAAGACUGAGCCGAGCGGUGACGAUCAGGGGACCAUAUCGCCAACAGCUGACUUAUCACCAGAAGAAUUUCCUGGAUUCCAGCAUAUCAGGAAAGGAAACUUCUGUGAUCAGUAUCUCUCGGUGCCACAGCAUCCUUAUCAAUGGGCCAAAUCAAAGCCGCUGUCUCCAUCGUCAUACAUGAGCCCAUCCUUGCCUGCUCUGGAUUGGCAGUUGCCGUCUCACUCAGGACCUUAUGAACUUCGGAUUGAAGUGCAGCCCAAGUCCCAUCACAGAGCCCAUUACGAGACGGAAGGGAGUCGAGGGGCUGUGAAGGCAUCUGCCGGGGGGCAUCCAAUGGUGCAGCUACACGGUUACUUAGAAAGUGAACCGCUCACCCUACAGCUGUUCAUUGGUACCGCAGACGACCGCCUGCUGCGACCCCAUGCCUUCUACCAGGUUCAUCGGAUCACUGGGAAAACCGUUUCGACGACCAGCCACGAAACCAUACUUUCGAACAGCAAAGUCUUGGAAAUUCCACUUCUGCCUGAAAACAACAUGAGAGCAAUCAUUGACUGCGCUGGAAUACUGAAACUUAGAAAUUCAGACAUUGAACUGCGGAAAGGAGAAACUGAUAUCGGAAGGAAGAACACGCGAGUUCGUCUGGUCUUCCGGGUUCACAUUCCCCAGCCCAAUGGAAGAACUCUUUCUCUGCAAGUAGCAUCUAACCCAAUUGAAUGCUCUCAGAGAUCUGCUCAGGAACUGCCUUUGGUGGAGAAGCAAAGUGUUGAUAGCUAUCAUGUGAUGGGCGGGAAAAAAAUGAUACUGUCCGGACACAACUUUCUUCAAGACUCCAAAGUCAUUUUUGUGGAGAAAGCUCCAGAUGGUCAUCACGUGUGGGAAAUGGAAGCCAAAACUGACAAAGAGCUGUGUAAGCCAACAUCGUUGGUGAUAGAGAUACCGCCAUUCCGCAAUCAGAGAAUUACGAGUCCUGUCCAGGUCAAUUUCUAUGUCUGCAACGGAAAGAGAAAGAGAAGCCAGUGCCAGCUUUUCACCUACCUUCCGGCUAAUGUUCCAAUUAUAAAAACAGAACCCACUGACGACUAUGAGCCAGCUCAAACCUGUGGACCAAGGAACCAAGGAUUAAGCCCUCUCUCCAAACCGUACUACAGCCAGCAGAUCAUGAUGCCUCCUGAUCCUGGCUCCUGCCUCGUGGCUGGCUUCACUUCCUGUCAGCAGAGAAACGCGGUGAUGUCAUCGUCUCCCAGCUCAAGCCCCAAGCUGCAUGAUCUCUCCGCUCCUGCUUACAAGUGCCUCUCCAACCCCGGCCACAGCCACCUAGGACUUCAGCAGACCGCUGGAGGGAUCCCCGCCAUACAGGAAGUGCCAAGGCCUAUAGUUGUGCACCCAAGCUCUCCCGAUCAGGCAUCUCACAUCAUGCUGCAGCCGCAGUAAAUGAAAUAAUAAGGAACGAUCUCUCCAGCACCAACGUCCAUUCGUAGCUGGCCAUCUAGAAAUGCUUGCUGUUUUAAGCUUAGCUGAGACAUCGGCUUC